Neopsephotus bourkii (Bourke's parrot) is the source of this 933-nucleotide messenger RNA. RefSeq names its product cytochrome c oxidase assembly protein COX11, mitochondrial. The record is from RefSeq and is a predicted model, not a curated record. The coding region runs from base 35 to 805 and encodes 256 amino acids. Gene Ontology annotation, molecular function: copper ion binding. Gene Ontology annotation, cellular component: mitochondrial inner membrane. Lineage: Eukaryota; Metazoa; Chordata; Aves; Psittaciformes; Psittacidae. The transcript is spliced from 4 exons.
UCUCGCGAGAGGAGCCGCCCGCGCGCCCCCGAGCAUGGGGCUGUGCGGGUGGGGCUGGGCACGCUGCGGGUCCCUGCGGCUCCCCGGCGGCGCGGGCCCGCUCUGGGCGCUGGUGCUGGGCCGGGUGUCCCCGCGGCUGGAGGGGAGGGCUCGGUGCGGGCUCUGGGUGCCGGUCCCAUGGGGGGCCCGCGGGCUGCGGAGCUCCAACCCCUUCACCCGCAAGCAGGAGGAGGAAUGGCGGCGUCGGAACCGGUCGGCGCUGGCGUACAUCGCCGCCGCCGCCGUGGGCAUGGUGGGCAUGUCGUACGCGGCCGUGCCGCUCUAUCGCCUCUACUGCCAGGCCACGGGCAUGGGCGGGACGACGGGCGCUGGGCACGGCUCGGAGCAGAUCGAGAGCAUGCAGCCGGUGAGGGACCGGGUCAUCAGGGUCACCUUCAACGCAGACGUGCACUCCAGCAUGCAGUGGAACUUCAAACCGCAGCAGAGCGAGAUCUUCGUGGUGCCAGGAGAAACAGCGUUGGCCUUUUACAAAGCGAAAAACCCGACUGACAAACCCAUAAUUGGAAUCUCUACAUACAAUGUAAUACCUUUUGAAGCAGGACAGUACUUCAAUAAGAUACAGUGUUUCUGUUUUGAAGAACAACGACUGAAUCCUCAGGAGGAAGUGGACAUGCCUGUCUUUUUCUACAUUGACCCAGAAUUUGCAGAGGACCCUAAAAUGGCUAAAGUUGAUUUGAUCACUCUCUCUUACACCUUUUUUGAAGCAAAGGAAGGACAGAAGUUACCACUUCCUGGGUAUCAGUAACAGGCAGUCUCUACACAAUUCAACUUCUGGUACGUGAUUACCAGUUUAGAAACCAUUUUUCCAUGGAAGGAAGAACUAUGGGAAUACUGUGUGGUAUGAUAUUAUAUUAUUAAACCACCAUGGGCACA